Cyprinus carpio (common carp) is the source of this 891-nucleotide messenger RNA. RefSeq names its product granzyme B-like. Gene Ontology annotation, molecular function: serine-type endopeptidase activity. The record is from RefSeq and is a predicted model, not a curated record. Lineage: Eukaryota; Metazoa; Chordata; Actinopteri; Cypriniformes; Cyprinidae. Gene Ontology annotation, biological process: proteolysis.
UACGAUCUCUAUUGGUUAGCUAAACCAGCCCAUUUUGCAUUAAAUACCACCAUCAUCACUGAGGAGAUAUUCAGGACUCCAGAGAAUCCUUCCAAGAACAGCAUCAUGAUCAUCUCCGUGCUUUUGCUAGUCACCUUGCUACCAUAUCUGACUGUUCCAGCAUCUGUGCAAGUGGGUAUAGUAAACGGCACAGAAGCUAAACCUCAUUCAAGACCCUACAUGGUUUCAAUUCAAAGUAAUAACAAACACAAAUGCGGUGGCUUCCUUGUAUCUGAACAGUUUGUCAUGACGGCUGCGCACUGCUUUAAAGAAGGAGAGAAGCUGACAGCUGUGGUUGGAGCUCAUGAUCUCACUCAUGAUUCUCGCCACAUGGAUGUGAAGUUCUACCACAUCCACCCUGGGUAUGAGUCCAAAAGUCUGCUAAAUGACAUCAUGCUAAUUCAGCUACAUGAAAAGGUCAAUAAGAGCAAGAUCGUCAACUGGAUCUCCAUACCAAAGAAAAAUAAGGACAUCAAGACCAAGGUCAAAUGCAGUGUUGCAGGAUGGGGGAAAAAAAACACCAAAGGUGCAGCGAGUGCUAAGCUUAUGGAGGUGGAUGUCACCAUCAUUGAUGCAAAACAAUGUAAGAAGUCCUGGGAAAAAAUGUACUCCAUCUCACGUAUGGUGUGUGCAGGUGGCCGCGGAGGAUUUUGCCAGGGGGAUUCAGGAGGACCCUUGGUGUGCAAUAAUGUCGCAGUCGGUGUUGUUUCAUUCAACGAGCUAAACAACUGUAACUCACCUAAACUACCAAAUGUCUACACCAAGAUUUCCAAAUUUCUAAGUUGGAUAAAAGCUAUUCUUGAAGGUGUGAAGCAAGAACUUUAAUAAUUAAUAAACAUUUUAUUUAAACAA